Psylliodes chrysocephalus is the source of this 218-nucleotide messenger RNA. The record is from the annotation of a GenBank genome assembly. NCBI's taxonomy places the organism in Eukaryota, Metazoa, Arthropoda, Insecta, Coleoptera, Chrysomelidae.
CGCAAUUUUCAUCAGUGCUAUUAACACCUAACACUUAAAAAUGGUUCGAGGAAUUUUUUCGUUUCUUAUUGGAAUUUAUGCAGGAAUAUACCUAAGUCAAAAUUAUGAUGUCCCAAGAGUAGAUGAUCCAACAGCUUUAUACCAAAAAAUUAAGGACUUUGCAGAUAAACACAAGAAAUAAUAUCAUCCUUCUGUAAUACAUUUUAUUAAUUUUAAGA